This is a messenger RNA of Paramuricea clavata, 1089 nucleotides long. The record is from the annotation of a GenBank genome assembly. Lineage: Eukaryota; Metazoa; Cnidaria; Anthozoa; Malacalcyonacea; Plexauridae.
AUGGCUUACAAAGUAAAUGCAUCUGGCCGUUCUUAUCGAAACGGGAUGGCUCUGUCAGACGAUAUGCGAUCAUUGAUUAUUGAUGAAAUUGUCAAAGAAGGUGGGGAUAGAGUAGCUGGUUAUAUGCCAGUUACAUACACAGAAAUUGCUAGGAGAUUAAGUGUAUCCCGUCAAUCAGUUAAAAAAAUUUGGCAGCAGUUUUGCGAAUCCAACGACAUUUCAGUGAAAUCUCGCGGAGGAUCUCACAAUUGCAAACUGACCCCGGACGAUCUGGAACUAAUUGAAACAUUGAAGACUGCCCAGGGUUCCAUUUCGCUGAGCGAAAUUUGCGAAAUUCUGCAAGAAGGCAAUGAUGGUCAAGACAUUGUGUCUAUAUCUGCAAUUUCCCGCGCAAUUAAGUCCAAUUUAUUGUCUGGCAAGAAAUACUCUCGCAAGAAAAUAUCGCACGUUGCACGGCAACGCUUUACUGCGACAAAUGUGCUGUACAAACAGCUUUUUAUUGAUUAUCUGAGCUCGAAAGACGCAAGCAAGAUUAAAUUUUUCGAUGAAGCAGGCAUUAAAAUGCCUGAUGUUGGCACUCGUCUUUACGGAAACGCACCAGUCGGUGAAAGAUGCAUCGAAGUUGUGAAACGACAAGAAACACCCAAUACCACAUUAAACCUUCUUGUAUCGUUAAAUGGAGUGGAAUACUACAACCUAAUAGACGGAGCUAGCAACACAGUGCAGUUUCUAAAUUUUUUCGAAGAGGCUUCGAAUGCGGUUAAUUUUGAAACGAGAAGACCCGCUCUAGAGGUUGGAGAUACUAUCGUUAUGGAUAACUGUGGAGUUCAUCAUUAUGAGGGCGGACAGGCUUUGGAAGAGUUCUUGGCCGAUAUGGGAAUCGAAUUACUCUACACACCUGCAUAUUCACCCGAACUAAAUCCUGUAGAGUUUUGUUUUAACAAGAUAAAAACCCAGUUAAAUUUCCGUUUUCGACGUCUAUUCCAUGCAAAUGCUAUAAACAUGGCUUGCGCUUUGGCCCUUGAGACAAUCACAAACGAAGACAUGAAACAAUUUUAUAACUAUGCUGCAUAUUUGUUCGAAGAUUAA